GAGGCAUUACAGGAUACAGGGGGAAACCACGAACAGGAAUCGACGGCCAGGCGCGUUCUGCGAUCUAAAUAACCCGAUAGAUAAUACGUGAGCCACAAACAGAAAUCAUUAGCUUGACAAGCUAAAAACCUAUCACCACAAGCAAGUGUAAGGCUUGAACAGAAUCAGCGCACUGGUUUAUUCAUUCAAAUCAAUAACGAUGGGACUAAAAGGUUAUUUAAAAUGCAUGUGCUAUUGCAUCGGCGUAUUUGUUUGUCUGUAUUGGGGAAUUGGAUUAUCAAGGACCAAGGAAGACUCUUUAAACCAAACUGACCACACAGCUCAACAACCCAAACAUCAACAGACAGGCUUGAAUAACAAAACGUCCGGAUUAGUUGGUUUAAAGCAAUCAGAGGUGUCUACCAAAAAUGUGAAACCAUUUCAUGAAGAAGCCAAACAGAUAACUAACCAUUUCAAGCACAAGUCAAUGGGCUAUUCUUUGCCACCAACGUUAUUGAAUGGGAUAGAUAUGCUUCCGAAGAUAAUGGCCUUCUUUACAAUGAACGCAUCUGAUCACAGAGAUCGGUAUAUAAAUCUGCACCAGUUUGUGUACUCCCUUAACCCCAGUGUUUGUUCAAAUACAAGCGUAUUCUUGAUAUUAGUAAUACAGUCAGCUACGGGGAAUGCAAUGAAGAGAGAACUUAUUCGAAAAACAUACGGCUCAGUGGCCAAAUACAAGGGCAGGACACUGGCCCAUGUUUUCAUGUUGGGAACAACUAAUGACGACAGGAUCCAAAACUCAAUCAUCAACGAGAGCAAGCUUUAUGGAGAUAUUGUCCAAGGAAACUUUCCUGAUAUUUACAGAAGCUUAUCUCGGAAGUCUGUAAUGUCAAUGGAUUGGUAUUUACGCCACUGUAAUUCCUCAUAUAUAUUAAAGAUGGACGACGAUGUUUUCAUCAAUCCUUACCGUGUUGUUGACUUUCUUACUGGUGGUCACCUUGACCAGAGAACAAUGUACUGCACAAUAAUCACAGGAUGUAAGCCAAAUAGGGAUUCAACCAAUAAAUGCUACAUUUCUUACAAAGAAUAUCCUUUCAAUAUCUACCCUUCAUUUUGUUUAGGAUAUGCAUACAUCACGACUCCCGGAGUUUGGCACUUGAUGCAUGAAGUAUCAAAGAACAGCAAAUCUCUGCAUGUGGAAGAUGUUUUCGUUAGUACUGCGCUGGCAAUAAAAGCUGGAGUACAAAAAGUAGACUUUGGUAAAAUAAUAUUCGAUUGGAGGUAUCACACGGAGGACCUGAAUAAAGAGACACUUCAAAAGAAGGCAAUAGUCUUUGACAAGAGAAACAAAUAUGGCAACCAGCCUUUUACCUACUGGGGUCUUAUAAAGGAAGACUAAGACCCACGAAGAACGUGUAAUGGUUCUAACAAAUGCCAGACUUUCAGAAGACUUUUCUAAUUUUACUGUUUGUACAUUCCAGUGGAGCGAAUUGCUAGAUUAAUUGUUAACUUUGCGAAAGCACAACCAUAGCUGUCGUGCCAAAGCAAAUUAUGCUGUGUGCUAAAUUAGUGUCUGUAUUCAAACUCUGAGAGGGAGUCAGUUUCAUGACGAAGGGAUUCUUAUGAUAUCAUCAAAUCUUGACGAUGUUGCAGGUAUGUUGCAUUCCCUACCGACAAAGGCAGUGUAAAUUGUUCGGCCUCAUUUAUUCUUAUAUUUCAUAAUUGUUGUUACUCUAAUCCAAAUUCAAUUUAUCCUGGGUUUCACAGUACCAUAUCCUUACUUGUGGAAGUAAUCAAAGUGAUACACAUCAUGUGUACAUCACAUCGGGCUUUCCUCCCAAGUAAUGCUGAUUCGCAGUAAAAUUCUGUCAAAAGUGGCGAAAAACCCCGCUCACUCAAACCCAAAAUAUUUUUUUUCUUUCAUAUAUACUCAAAGGCACAGUAACUGUAAUCAUUUUCUCAUUCAUCAAUCUGCCGUAUUUAGAAGCCCUUAGUUCCAAGCUUCCCUUUCUUCGAAGAUUGAAAGUGGACUUGGUGUUUAUUAGUAUUCCAAGAUUAAAACACUUCACAUUAUUUUUUUUGUUCCCUACACAAGCGAUAGGCAAUAUUACAGGUUAUUUUCAUUUCCAACUAGACACGUUUGUUUGUUUUUGUUUAACGCCGCAAUUAAAUAUGUACAGCAGUUUGAAACUAAUUCAGGUUUUGCUAUUCCUUUUACCAUGCGGCAUGAACAUGGAACUGCCCUGUCUGUCUCGUAGGUGGCUGUGAAAACAGAUGAAUGAUUACUCGGUGACGGUCACAUGAUCACUAUUGUUAUCACUUUUCUGUUACUGAUAAAUAUCACAGUUACUCAUUUACACAUUGUGUAUCAUAUUUACUCUUUUGUCACAAAUUUCAAGAUCCAAAAUGUCGCUCAGUUGUCAGGAUCUAAGAAAUAUCAGCUUCGCAUCAUGUCAGGAUGUAACACUGCAAAGAAAAUCCACAUAUACAAGCUUGUAUAUGCUUUGGAAAGAAUGUACAGUAAACUACGGUUAUAACGAACACGCUUAUAACGAACUAACGGAUAUAACGAACUAAGUUUUUAGUCCCGACUAUAUGCUGUAGUUAUGCUGUAUAUAUGCUUAUAACGAAUUACGGUUAUAACGAACUAAAAUAAGUAGUCCCUUUGAGUUCGUUAUAACCGUAGUUUACUGUAUAUCCAAAGCAUAAACAAGUUUGGAAUGAUGAGAUAUACAAAAUAUACAAGUUUGUAUUUAUGACAUAUACAAAAAUAUACAAUUUUGUAUAUAUGAUGUAUCUAAAAUUGUUUUUCUUUGUAUAUAUUAGUAAAGGGAGGUAAUUGUAAUGUAUUCGUGGUUAAUCAUUGUAUAUGUGCAAAAUGAAGUAUUUUAAGUUGAGCACUGUGUUUCUUUGUAAAUGUUGAUAAAGGGUAUGUUGAUAACUGCUGGGUAUUGUUCUAUAAUUGUUUUGUAUGUGCAAAAUGCCUAUCAAUAUUAUUGGCAAGUUUCAAAUAAAACUGAUAUAGUGGCGUGUAA
Messenger RNA from Haliotis rufescens (red abalone), 3014 nucleotides. Its product is annotated as beta-1,3-galactosyltransferase 5-like. Bases 200 to 1378 code for a protein of 392 amino acids. Gene Ontology annotation, molecular function: hexosyltransferase activity. The record is from RefSeq and is a predicted model, not a curated record. The transcript is spliced from 2 exons. Gene Ontology annotation, cellular component: membrane. Lineage: Eukaryota; Metazoa; Mollusca; Gastropoda; Lepetellida; Haliotidae.